UACAAAAAUCUCGUAAUCUUUCUUCCCCAAAUGCGGAAACCGUUCAUUAUUAGUGUUAAACCCUAGGUUUAAUUUCUGGUUAAUUCGCAAGAAUGGAGUCACGUCGGCUGCUCCAUGGCUUGCCUCCACAAAACCCAGAUGGCAAAAACCAAACUUGUGCUAAGCAAAGACACGAACACAUUAUGGGCAAGCUUAAAGACUCCAUUUUCACAACCCUAACGGGCUCUAACCCAUCAGGAACCCUAACUCAGGAGGCCAAGUCAUACAUUGAAAACAAAUUACAUGUAAUGUUUCAAAAUUUUGACACUCCCACUCACCCUCCCUACGCCUCGAUGAUUCGAACGGCAAUUAUAGAGUUGAAUGAGGAAGCGGGGUCGAGUGAGGAGUCAAUCUCAGGGUUUAUUGAGAAAGAAUUUGAGGGCUUGCCUUGUGGGCAUGUGGCUUUUUUGAGUCAUCAUUUGAGGAGGCUUUGUGAGAGUGGGGAAAUUGUGCGUAAAAAUGAUGGACGGUACAUGAUUGGUGUUGGUUAUGGUGAUAUUGAGGAUGAGAAAGAAAUGGGAGAGAGGACGAAUAUAAGACAAAUGGAAGAUCAAUUAGUAAGUAUUCCAAAUGCUUCUGAAACUUGUUUGACAGAACAGAAACUUGAAGAAGAUUGUCAAGAUUGUCAAGCUGAAAGGCAAGAACUUGAAAUAAUUGAUGAUUACAGCAAAGUAAAGGAGAAGCAAAUUGUAGUUUUUGAGGAACAGCAACAGCAUGCAGUUGAAAAAUGUGAAGUUGAAGAACAAAGUGAAACAUUAAGAGAGGGCAUUGAAGCUACUGAACAACAAAUAGAGGUUCUGUAUCGUACAGAGGGGCCAAGUGUGGAGUUGAAUGAUGAAGAGAAAAACUGUCCACAAAAUCAACUACAUGAGGUGAUUGAAGAAACAAAUCAUUUGCAAAAACUUCAGAUUGAAGUGUGUGAAGAAUAUACAUCAGUGCACGGGCAGCAAAAUAGAGUGAUUGAAGAAAAAAAUAUGUUUCAAGAGCAACAGACACAGCUUCUGUAUCUUACACAGGGGCCAAGUGAGGAGUUAAGUGAUGAAGACAAAUUGUCCCAAAAUCAACAACAUAGGUGA
Messenger RNA from Pistacia vera, 1115 nucleotides. RefSeq lists its product as uncharacterized. Bases 93 to 1115 code for a protein of 340 amino acids. NCBI's taxonomy places the organism in Eukaryota, Viridiplantae, Streptophyta, Magnoliopsida, Sapindales, Anacardiaceae. The transcript is spliced from 4 exons. Gene Ontology annotation, cellular component: nucleolus; nucleosome; nucleus. The record is from RefSeq and is a predicted model, not a curated record. Gene Ontology annotation, biological process: nucleosome assembly; negative regulation of DNA recombination; chromosome condensation. Gene Ontology annotation, molecular function: nucleosomal DNA binding; double-stranded DNA binding.